GUUGACAAGCGGAACUAGCAAACGAGACCCAGAAAAGUUUGCGGCUCCUGUGGCAGAAGUGCGAGACAUAAAAUCCCUAAAUUCUUCUUUCCCAACAGGGCGACGCAGACUCUCUCUCUCCGUCUUUUGUUGUUGAGUUGUUGAACCAUGACAAUUGAGAUCCGUUGUUUUUGUUCUGGAGCGCUGCAAAGAGAAACAGACAAAUGUGCUAAAGUUGAAACCCCUAGCGGCGCCCUUGCGGUCCACUUUAUCCUCUUAAAGAGAACUGGAAGCCGGAGGUUUGAUAGUUUGGGAGGCAUAACUUAUGAUCACCCUGCAACCUUCGUAUCUCGCCGAGUAAUUGCCAUCUAUCCCUCUCCUUUCUUAUCCAACAGGCCUACCUUUACAAAGACCCUAAACGAGUUUCUUUCUAGCGACUUCCCUGACGUCCCAGAUUAUGAACACCCCGACAUUAUUGAAAAAACGUUUAAGGUUGUCGAAGGAGCUGUGCUUGGGUUGCCUAUUGAAGUCGUCAUUAUGGAUAUCAAUGUCCGAUUAUGUGGCUGUGUAACGAGUCUCGAUGAAUAUCGUAUGAGCCUUGAUAGGGUCACAAGGGAACUCAUGGAAUGGUCCAAGCGUCUUGUUGCAACUAAAUUAUCAAUUGAUGGUUUGAAGAAAGUGACACUUGACAGUUUGGAUCUUGCUGCAAAACAAACAUCCUGUGUUAUUUGUAGGGAAGAUCUUGAUCGCAUUGCUGUUGUAGAAAAAAGAAUCGAUCAUCCGUUGAUGAUUACUCGCUUGCCCUGCUCACAUAUGUAUCAUGGGGAUUGCAUUGCUGAGUGGCUGCAGAUGAGUCACUUGUGUCCUUACUGCCGCUAUCCAUUGCCAGUUACGAGAGUGCCUUGUGAGCUUCCAAUCUUGGAGGUGAAAGAUCAAGGACCAGUGGUUGAAGUUACCAAUGAGCAGCCAAUUGUUGAAGUUACAAAUGAGCCGCCAAUUUCAGAAGUCGCUGGUGAGCUACAGAUUGCAGAAAUGGCAGGUGAAGGGCCAAUUAUUGAACCUACGGAUGAGCAGCCAAUUUUGGAAGUAGCCUGUGAGCAACCAGUUUUUAAAGUGGCUGAUAAGCCACCAAAACCCUCCAGGCAGGUUGAUUGGCGUAUGCUUCUCAAAAUGUCUGGAUGUGGUAUCGUAGCUGCUAUGCUGCUUUCUAGAUUAUUGAAAACGAAUUGAGGAAACUAUGAGCAUCUUUUUUGUAUAUGCCGUGCGGUAACCAUGACUUGUGUUUUUGGU
Fragaria vesca subsp. vesca is the source of this 1269-nucleotide messenger RNA. RefSeq lists its product as uncharacterized. Gene Ontology annotation, biological process: protein ubiquitination. Gene Ontology annotation, molecular function: zinc ion binding; ubiquitin protein ligase activity. NCBI's taxonomy places the organism in Eukaryota, Viridiplantae, Streptophyta, Magnoliopsida, Rosales, Rosaceae. The record is from RefSeq and is a predicted model, not a curated record. Gene Ontology annotation, cellular component: cytoplasm. The coding region runs from base 148 to 1209 and encodes 353 amino acids. The transcript is spliced from 2 exons.